Hypomesus transpacificus is the source of this 3015-nucleotide messenger RNA. It is a transcript of the gene eya2, whose product is annotated as EYA transcriptional coactivator and phosphatase 2. Gene Ontology annotation, cellular component: nucleus. The coding region runs from base 580 to 2004 and encodes 474 amino acids. The transcript is spliced from 16 exons. NCBI's taxonomy places the organism in Eukaryota, Metazoa, Chordata, Actinopteri, Osmeriformes, Osmeridae. The record is from RefSeq and is a predicted model, not a curated record. Gene Ontology annotation, biological process: cell differentiation; negative regulation of extrinsic apoptotic signaling pathway in absence of ligand; multicellular organism development. Gene Ontology annotation, molecular function: protein tyrosine phosphatase activity.
GCACACACACACACACGCACCCACACACACCACGUCAAGUGAACACCCCGAAGAGGAGGAACCAAACUUUGCUCAUUUACUUAACAGUUCUCCACCGCCGCCGAAGCGAAAACGUUCCUGGAAGUGGAAGGUACAAACGUUACCGAUACGGUUUUAUGCGUGAAUGCUGUCAAUUCGGCUUUAUGGACAGACUGAUCUAGUGGUGGGCGGAAAGGGAUCGAACACAAAUCUACCAAUUCAUCUUCAGAAGAGGAUAUGUGUCCAUAGCGAGAGGGCAAACUCCUCUUGAUUGUGCCGGACAAUCGAUUAUACAGAUUUGUGAACAUUCUGAAUUUAGACAACAGUCACCACGCUGACAUGGAGAGACUGUUCUGAAUCACCGAACUUCCCAGUUUUCAACUUAAAGGAUGAAUAGCUGACAGGGAGCGAGGAUCUCCACUGACUGGGCUGUGACAGGAGAGCGCUUCACCGUCAGGGCCCCUGACGAUCCAUUUUAGACACUUUCUUCUUCGACAGACCCAUCUGCACCUGCUGACGGUCCCCUUUCCUCCUCUUGUGUCAGCUCACCCGAGAGCAGUGAUGGCGGCAUAUGGACAGACCCAGUACAGCCCCGCCCUCCAGCCUGCCGGACCCUACGCACCCUACACGCACCACACGCAGGGCUACAGCAUGCCCUCCUACAACAUUAAAACCGAGGAUGGUCUCAGCCACUCCCCAGGACAGAACAGCCUCCUGGGCUACUCAAACUUCAGCAGCACUCCACCGAGCCAAGCACUCUACAGCUACUCCACACACGGUGGCAGUAUUUCAUCUGGAAUUUUCCAAGGAUCAAAUGCGAUCACCAGUUCAACUCCAUUUAACCCCACGCAACAGGAUUUCUCUGCCUACUCCAGCUACAGCCAGAGCCAGUACUCUCCUUACUACAACUCCCACUACAACAGCCCGUACCUUGCAGGCAGCAACAUCAACCCAGCCGCCAUCACCUCCCCCUUAGCCUAUCAGCACCCGGAACACCCCGUAGUGCUGCCCAAUCACAGCCCACAGUCACAUUCAGGAGAAUACCAACUGCCCCCCAGCCCCCCCACGCCAGGGAAGGAGGAGGGGGUCCCGGCUCGACGAAGCUCAGAUGGAAAGCUGAGAGGCAGGAAGAGAGUCAGCGACCCCACCCCCCCCCUGGACUCUGAUAUAGAGCGCGUGUUCGUGUGGGACCUGGAUGAGACCAUCAUCAUCUUCCACUCUCUCCUCACAGGGAGCUUCUCCACGCGCUUUGGCAAGGACUCUUCCAAAGCCGUGUCUCUGGGGCUGUGGAUGGAGGAGAUGAUUUUCAACCUGGCCGAUUCCCGUCUCUUCUUCAACGACUUGGAGGAAUGUGACCAGGUUCAUAUUGAUGACGUGGCAUCCGACGACAAUGGCCAGGACCUGAGCACGUAUAACUUUGGCUCGGACGGCUUCCAGAGCGCCACGGGGGCCGGGACCCUGUGUCUGGGCUCAGGGGUCCACGGGGGAGUGGACUGGAUGAGGAAGCUGGCGUUCCGCUACCGUAGGGUAAAGGAGAUCUACAACACCUACAAGAACAACGUGGGAGGUCUGCUGGGCAGUCCUAAGAGAGAGGAGUGGCUGCAGCUGCGGAGGGAGAUGGAGGUUCUGACGGACGUGUGGCUGACACAGGCCCUCAAGGCCCUGGCCCUCAUCAACUCCAGGCCCAACUGUGUGAACGUGCUGGUGACCACCACCCAGCUGAUCCCGGCCCUGUCCAAAGUGCUGCUCUACGGCCUGGGCUCAGCCUUCCCCAUCGAGAACAUCUACAGCGCCACCAAGACAGGGAAGGAGAGCUGCUUCGAGCGCGUGGCCCAGCGGUUCGGUCGCCGUGCGGUGUAUGUUGUAAUAGGAGACGGCGUGGAGGAGGAGACGGUAGCAAAGAAGAAGAACAUGCCAUUCUGGAGAGUGUCGUGUCGCGCUGAUCUGGAGGCUCUGAGCCAUGCACUGGAGCUGGACUACCUCUAGGGGGCGCCAGCCGUCCCAGCCUGCCCUCCACCACUUCCUAGACACAUCCCACGGACCAAUGAGUGCGCAGGCAGCGGACAUACACCCACAACUUCAAACCAAGACUAUAUGGGACCAAUUUUUGCAUCAGCAGGGAGUUGCAUCUAGUUACUGGAAAUAAUACUCUCUUUUUUUUUCAAUCCAUUUCCGCCUCUCUUUUCAUUGAAGGGGUCCCACUUUUGUAUUGUAGAGUGUUGCACUGAAAUACAAUGACCCAUUGCGCAGAAAGACAUUAAAUAGGGAUUCAAUGUUUUAGUAUGUCUAUCUAUUUGUUAGUUGUAUGUUUUCUUUAUAUGGAAUAAUAAGGAAUAGGUUAAUACAAACUUUUAAAGAGUCCUAACAAAAGUUUUAUAGGUGAGAAUUAUUGCCAGCAAGUUAUUUGAGAGGAGACAAUUCUACUAUCACUAUUAAUUCAUUUUUAAUCUUCAACAAUUUUGUAUAAUAUUUCCCCCAAAAGUUACUGUGUUUUAGUCAGUAUUUAAGGAGAUUGUUAAGAAUAGUCUUAAUAGAAUUAGAUUGACCUACGAAAUGUGACCUAUUUAUUUGAUCUGCAUGAACACACAAACAUCCAGAAAAAUGAUUUGGGCAAUGGGUUAGCAGAAUGUAACUCAGCUAUCUAGAAAAUAUUCAUUCUUUUUCAAACCGACUUUAUUCCUCCAGAGUUCUUAAAUUUGUUUUUGUUUUUUUAUAAAAAAGAAGCUAUAGGCUAGUGCUUGAAUAGAAACCAGCUGUCUUCAAAUGAUGCUGGAAUGUACAUUUGUUGUCUUGUUUUAUUGUUUCUCUCUCUCUGAUGGUUUGUAUUCUUGUAUGCCAUGAAUCUGAUGAACUGGUGUGGUGGUCUCUGGACGUGCAUGUGCUCAUUACACAGCCUGUCAGCUUAGCUACGAUUUGUAUAUAAUGUUUUAUUGUUGACUUGUUUUCGACAGACAGUUAUAAUAGAUUAAUAAAGAUAAAUUAAUUGUGUUCUGAGAA